CGGUGACGCAGCUUUGCAGUAAAUCACGUGACUACAUAUUUUCUGGGUUAGGAUCGGUUAGGAUCAGUCACGCCCCUCCGCUUGAUACCAGGUCAUGUUGAAUGGUCUUUAACUCGUUUUCUGGCCAGUUACCAGUGCGAGCUCAGAGUCCGGAUCUUCUUUGGCGGAACCGAGCUGCAGCCUGCCUCCAGAACCGAACUCCAGACCCGCAUCUCAACAUGUCCAUGUUUGGAGGAAACCGUGGACCCAACAAUGAGAUUUCAACGGACGUGUCCAUCAUCCGGAUCCCGCCUCAUCACUACAUCCAUGUUCUGGACCAGAACACCAACAUCGCCCGUGUGGAGAUCGGACCUCUCACCUACAUCCGGCAGGACAACGAGAGAGUUCUCUUCUCUCCUGUUCGGAUGAUCGUGGUUCCACCUCGUCACUACUGUGUGGUGUCCAACCCCGUUGCCCGUGACGACAACAACGAGGUCCUCUUUGACCAAUCGGGCCAGGCCAAGCUGCGCCAUGCCGACCUGGAGAUCCGUCUGACCCAGGACCCAUUUCCUCUCUACCCUGGAGAGGAGAUUCAGAUGGAUGUGACGCCGCUGCAGAUCGUUUAUCCGGACACGGCGCUGCGUCUGCAGGCGCUGCUGGACUUCGAGGAGGAGGGUCUGAAGAGGAUUGCUGGAGACGAGUGGCUGUUUGAGGGACCAGGAACCUACAUACCCAGGAAGGAGGUGGUGGUUCUGGAAACCAUCAAGGCCACCGUGAUCCGGGAGAACCAGGCCAUCAGGCUCCGAGCUCGCAAGGAGGGCAAAGACAGAGGAGGUGUCCAGAGAGUCACAGGUGAGGAGUGGCUUGUCAGUAAGGUGGGAGCGUACCUGCCAGGUGCUCACGAGGAGGUCCUGGAUAUUGUCAACGCCUUCAUCCUGACGGACAAGAAAGCUCUGCAUGUGCGUGCCCUGCGCCCCUUUAAGGAUGCCGGCGGGCGCGAGCGGCGCACAGGGGAGGAGUGGCUGGUGACCAUGGCCGACAGGGAGGCCCACAUCCCUUCUGUGGCUGAGGAGGUGGUUGGGGUUGUGGAUGUAACCACCCUGAGCAGCCGGCAGUACUGCGUGAUCCUGGACCCGGUCGGGGCAGAUGGCAAGCCUCAGCUGGGCCAGAAGAAGGUGGUGAAGGGAGAGCGCUCGUUCUUCCUACAGCCUGGUGAGCAGCUUGAGAACGGCAUCCAGGAUGUGUACGUGCUCUCGGAGGAGGAGGGUCUGGUUCUACGGGCUGUGGAGGCAUUUAACGACUCCGAGCCUGAAGAAGAAGAGGAGGAGGAGGAUCCUGAAGAGGAGGGGCGCUCCAAGCGAGCUAAGCGGGGCAGCGUCCUCCGUCGCCCUGGAGACCGAUGGAUGCUGCGGGGGCCCAUUGAGUACGUCCCCCCUGCCAGCGUGGAGGUGGUGCUGACGCAGCGUGCCAUCCCCCUGGAUGAGAACGAGGGAAUCUAUGUCCGACACAUCAAGACCGGAAAGGUGCGUGCCGUGAUCGGACACACGUACAUGCUGAACCAGGACGAGGAGCUUUGGGAGAAGGAGCUUCCGACAAACGUUGAGGCUCUGCUGGCGUCUCGCUCCGACCCGCUGGCGGAUCGCUCCAUCCGCCACGGGGGUGGAGAUGGCCAGCCGAGGGACAAGACCCGGGUGGUGACCUUCAGGGUCCCCCACAACGCCGCUGUGCAGAUUUACGACUACAGAGAGAAGAAGGCCAGGGUGGUGUUUGGACCUGAGCUGGUGAUGUUGGGACCAGAUGAGCAGUUCACCGUCCUGUCUCUGUCCGGCGACAAACCUAAGAGAGCCAACGUCAUCAAGGCCAUCUGCCUCCUGCUGGGACCCGACUUCUGCACCGACAUCAUCACCAUAGAGACCGCUGACCACGCCCGCCUGCAGCUGCAGCUCGCCUACAACUGGCACUUUGACGUGAAGAUCCCCGCCGACCCGGCUGCGGCAGCAGCUCUGUUUUCAGUACCGGACUUUGUUGGAGAUGCCUGUAAAGCCAUCGCCUCGCGGAUCAGAGGAGCUGUCGCCUCUGUGCAGUUUGAUGACUUCCAUAAGAACUCAAACCGGAUCAUCUGCUCGGCCGUGUUCGGCUUUGAUGAGAAGCUGGCGGUCCGUCCCGAUCUGCGUUUCGGUCAGAACAACCUGGUGAUCAGCAGCGUGGACAUCCAGUCUGUAGAGCCGGUGGACCAGAGGACCAGAGACGCCCUGCAGAAGAGUGUCCAGCUCGCCAUCGAGAUCACCACCAACUCCCAGGAGGCUGCGGCCCGACACGAGGCAGAACGUCUGGAGCAGGAGGCCCGGGGCAAACUAGAGCGCCAGAGGAUCACAGACCAGGCGGAAGCAGAGAGGGCCCGGAAGGAGCUGCUGGAGUUGGAGGCGCUCAGUGCCUCGGUGGAGAGUACGGGAGCUGCUAAAGCCGAGGCCCAGUCUCAGGCAGAGGCAGCCCGGAUUCGAGGAGAGGCGGCUGUCAACGAGGCCACGCUGAAGGCUGAGGCCCAGCGGAUCGAGGCGGAAGCAGAGCUCCAGAGGUUGUCCAAGGCCCGUGAUCAGGAGCUGAACUACAAAAGGGAGCUGGACCGUCUGGAGGUGGAGAAACAGGAGCGCCUGGCCCAGAUUGAGAGUGAUCGUUUUAAGAAGCAGAUGGAGAGUUUGGGCACAGACACACUGAUGGAGAUUGCCAGAGCUGGGCCGGAGCUACAGCUGAAGAUGCUACAGGCUCUGGGACUGAAGUCCACUCUCAUCACCGAUGGAUCUUCUCCCAUCAACCUGUUCACCACCGCCAACGGCCUCCUGGGGGCGCUGCCGGGCCAGGCCCAGUGAGGAGCAGGAGUGACGCUGAAGUAGGACCCUUAGUCAUCAGCUGUCUGAAAUGGAAAGUCAGGAUUCCUGUUUCCGUACGCCAGACUCCUCCUCUUCUGACCGCCAAAGAUGCUUCCUCCUGUUUACGUUCAGAAUCCAGAAGAGCUGAAUCCAGUUCUAGUUUGAUCCAAAGUUCUGCCUCAAAGUUCGAUAACUGUCUUCUCACAUCGUGGAGAAAUAAACAGAGUUUCUGCGUC
Molecule: messenger RNA, 3082 nt
Organism: Nothobranchius furzeri (turquoise killifish)
Lineage: Eukaryota; Metazoa; Chordata; Actinopteri; Cyprinodontiformes; Nothobranchiidae
Gene: mvp
Product: major vault protein
Cellular component (GO): cytoplasm; nucleus
Source: RefSeq, a predicted model, not a curated record